Molecule: messenger RNA, 996 nt
Organism: Rhizoctonia solani
Lineage: Eukaryota; Fungi; Basidiomycota; Agaricomycetes; Cantharellales; Ceratobasidiaceae
Product: acyltransferase
Exons: 5
Coding region: 1-996 (331 amino acids)
Source: RefSeq, a predicted model, not a curated record
AUGGCUGAUGCUACACGACCCCUCUCUUAUGCAAACAGCGACGAAAAAAUGCCUGUCACUCCAUCUGAGCCUUCAAGUCCGCCGAAAGCAUACGAUCCUCAUGCUGUGGAGAGGGGCCAUCCUUCCCCUGGGGAGCCCAUAACGGCGGUCAAUAGUAUCAUUCUUGAGGAGGGCUUGAUGAACAAGGAGGCUCGUUCGCCCACCACCCCAGCUGCACAAGAUUCAGAAGAGCCGGAAAUUCCAGUUUCCGAGCUACCUCUGAUUACUGGGAACACGAUCCAAUGUGCCAUGGCUAUUGCCAAGUUGUUUACCAAGUACCCCCAUCCUGUAACCGAAAAUCCCUGGCCAACCACUGUGCCAGAACAAGUAUCGUGGAACCCACUCGCAGCCGAGCAAUGGGACUGGCGACGUGACACUGGGCUCAAGACCUCUGAUGCACAGGCUCUCGCAUCCUUGUUGUGCUUCCUGUUUGGUGCAUUCUGUGGGCGACUCGGCGACCAUAUCGGUGCCAGGAAACGAGCCUGGCUCAUAUCAACCACCUUCCUUCAGGCUAUGUUUACACUUGGGGCGACACUUUGCUGCCAUGCAAACGGCGAGAGCUCUUUUGCGGGCGCUAGGGGAAGCGAGUUUGCCAAUUGGGGAAACGUGCUCGGAUUUUGCACCUUGGGCUUUACAAGCGCUGCCAUGGGUCUUCAAGCUCACACUGGUGUCCGAAUCGGAAACAUUUUCAAUUCCUCGGUCGUCCUUACCACAAUUUGGGUGCAGUUUGUUGGAGAGCCCAAGUUGUUCAAACCGGCUGUGAUCAAGCAACGAGACCACAAAGCUAUUGCUGUCUUGGGUCUGAUUAUUGGAGGUAUUGCCGGCCGAGCAUUGGUUGACGCUAUCGGAUCUACCUGGACUUUUGGUAUUGGUGCAAUUAUCCGAGUGCUCAUUGCUCUGAGCUGGCUCAGCAUCCCUGCUGCCAAGCGAAAAAGAGCUGAGCGCUCAGUCUCGUAA